This is a messenger RNA of Oncorhynchus nerka (sockeye salmon), 2410 nucleotides long. RefSeq names its product EH-domain containing 4 (gene ehd4). Gene Ontology annotation, cellular component: plasma membrane; cytoplasm. The record is from RefSeq and is a predicted model, not a curated record. NCBI's taxonomy places the organism in Eukaryota, Metazoa, Chordata, Actinopteri, Salmoniformes, Salmonidae. Bases 73 to 1713 code for a protein of 546 amino acids. Gene Ontology annotation, biological process: endocytosis; endosomal transport. Gene Ontology annotation, molecular function: GTP binding; calcium ion binding; protein binding. The transcript has 6 exons.
CUUGAAAGCUGUGAAAAAUAAGGAAAUCAAACGUUAGUUCUUGGUUUGGGAACAUAGAAGAACAACAGCAUCAUGUUUAGUUGGGUGAAUAAUGAACAAGGAGGCAGAAACAAGGACGGCGAGAUGUACCAAACUGUAACGGAGGGUCUUCAACAACUUUACACCAAAAAAAUAUUACCAUUGGAAGAAACGUACCUUUUUCAUGAUUUCCAUUCACCGGCGUUGGAGGCAGCAGAUUUUCAGAGCAAGCCAAUGGUUCUACUGGUUGGACAGUAUUCUACGGGGAAGACGACGUUCAUAAGGUACCUGCUGGAGCAGGACUUCCCAGGCAUGCGGAUUGGCCCAGAGCCCACAACGGAUGGCUUCAUCGCUGUCAUGUAUGGGGAGAACGAGGGGGUUGUCCCUGGUAACGCUCUGGUGGUUGACCCCAAGAAACCCUUCCGUAAACUCAACGCCUUUGGUAACUCCUUCCUCAAUAGGUUAAUCUGUUCCCAGAUCCCUAACCAGGUCCUCCGGGGUAUUAGUAUAAUUGACACACCAGGAAUCCUGUCUGGAGAGAAGCAACGCAUUAGCCGAGGCUAUGAUUUCUCAGAGGUGCUGCGAUGGUUCGGGGAGCGGGUGGACCGCAUCAUCCUCCUCUUUGACGCUCACAAACUGGACAUAUCAGACGAGUUCUCUGAGGCCAUCAAGGCCUUCCGUGGCCAGGACGACAAGAUCCGCGUGGUGCUGAACAAGGCUGACCAGGUGGACAGCCAGCAGCUGAUGAGGGUCUAUGGAGCUCUGAUGUGGUCCCUGGGGAAGGUGAUCAACACACCCGAGGUGGUGAGGGUCUACCUGGGUUCGUUCUGGGCCAAACCCCUGCGGAACACGGAAAACCGUAGGCUCUUUGAGGCAGAGACGCAAGACCUCUUCAAGGACAUUCAGGGCCUGCCUCGGAAUGCUGCCUUACGCAAACUCAAUGACCUCAUCAAACGGGCUCGACUUGCUAAGGUGCAUGCUUACAUCAUCAGCUACCUGAAGAAAGAGAUGCCGUCGUUGUUUGGGAAGGAGAAGAAGAAGGAGGAACUGAUCAUGCGACUUCCUGAGAUCUACACCAUACUGCAGAGAGAGCACCACAUAUCCGCUGGAGACUUCCCCAACGUCGUCAAGAUGCAGGAGCAGCUCCAGCACUAUGACUUCAGCAAGUUCCCCUCCCUGAAGAUGAAGCUGAUCGAGUCUGUGGACAAGAUGCUGGCCAACAAGAUCUCCGGCCUGAUGACCAUGAUCCGCGAUGAGGAGAGCAAGGCGCCACCAGCUAUGGUGAGCGGCGGGGCCUUUGAGGGCUCCCAGGAUGGGCCCUUUGGCCAGGGCUACGGAGAGGGCAUCAGCGCCGGGUCUGACUGUGACGACUGGAUCGUGAGCCAUGACAAGCACAAGUACGACGAGAUCUUCUACUCCUUGAAUCCCAUCAACGGGAAAAUUAGUGGAGUCAACGCCAAGAAGGAGAUGAUGAGCUCCCGUCUGCCCAACACAGUCCUGGGGAAGAUCUGGAAGCUGGCGGACUGUGAUAAAGACGGCAUGCUGGAUGACGAGGAGUUUGCCCUGGCGCAGCACCUGAUCAAGGUGAAGCUGGAGGGGUACGAGCUGCCCUCUGAACUACCUCAGCACCUGGUGCCUCCCGCUCACAGGAAGAACGAGGUCGCUGACAUCCUCUACAACCACGAUGCGGACUAAGGACGAGCAAAAGAAACACCAGUGGAGGACACUCCAACUCUGUUGUGUCCCAAUGCCCAAACUCAUACAUUAUGUAGUAUGAUGUGAUGUUUUGGCCAUGCAUACUAAGUAGUGUGCUAGUGUGAAUAUUGGGAAAUAGGCAGUGAUCCAGUCUUAACAGGAAAUAAAGCGGGGGGGAAAUUUGACUCAAAAACAAGCAGUGACCUUACUAAAGUUGGAAUUAAAAAUGUCUUUUUUUGACCCAAAGCUUUUAUUUUCAUCAAUGAAGGAUUUAUUUAAAAGAUUGACACUGCACUUUAGUUAAUUAGUGAAGGUUAGUUGUAUAAGUAUCCAGGAACGGUGCUUACCAUACAAUGCCUACAGUACCAUUCUGCCACACAAUUUCACAAUUGUCUCAAAUAUGUUUAGUCUGUAGUCAAAAUAUAGAGAGAAAAUAUGCGGAAUUGUAUUCUUGAACAAAUACAUCCUGGGAAGCUGUCUGGGUGAGAUACAGAGGAAGUUUUCACAUGGAGAGGUUGAUGUCAUAGACUUGACAAAGGUUAGAGUGCAUCUCCUCUCGUUUUAAGCGGCUUGGCCAUUUUACCUACCGGAAAGAGAUUUCUAUUUUCAGAGAGCACAGUCUGGUUUUGAAAAAUCAAGCAUUGAGGCAAUGGUGGUCUUUUUGCAAAAAAAUAAACAGUUUGGAUAACAAAAUCAA